Misgurnus anguillicaudatus (oriental weatherfish) is the source of this 1240-nucleotide messenger RNA. The record is from RefSeq and is a predicted model, not a curated record. NCBI's taxonomy places the organism in Eukaryota, Metazoa, Chordata, Actinopteri, Cypriniformes, Cobitidae.
UUCUGCUCAACAAGGUUGUGCCGUGUAGAUCUUGUGUAGAGAAAUGAAGGCAACUGUUUCAAUAUAUCUGUUCCUGUGCCUCUGUGGACUGAGCUUCAGUUUCAACAGAAUACACUUUUAUGUGAAAGACGUAAUGAACUGGAAUGAUGCCCAGAUGUACUGCAGAAAGCAUUAUUAUGAUUUGUCCACUACUACCACACAAGAAGCGAUGGUGAUCUCCAGUAACCACAAGGAUACUGUGGUUCAUGUUUGGGUUGGGGCAUACCAAAAUCCUUCAAACUCAUCAGAAUGGAUUUGGUCUGGAGGUGAGAAACAACCAGUUGAACAGUGGAACAAUUAUGAACCAAACUAUCUGGAUCUUGAGAAAUGUGCUUUUCUAACAACAUGGAAUUCUAAACUGAUCAAUGAUCGAUGCGGUAGGACUUUGUCAUUUUAUUGUAUGGACUACUUUGAACCGAUAGUGAUACAUGAGAAUAAGACAUGGAAAGAGGCUCUGGACGACUGCAGACAAAACUACGUUGAUCUUGUCAGUAUCACCUCUGAGUGGAAAAUGGUAGAGGUGACAAAAAACAUCACAACAUCACAGACAGCUUAUGUAUGGACUGGGCUACGAUUUUUAUCUGAAUAUUGGUUCUGGGUCAGUGGUAAUAAUGUUGAAUAUAAAGCCUGGUCUGCGGAGGGAGAGCUCCAGUGCCCUCCCAGAAAUCUCAAGUGUGGAGCUUUGGAUAUAGUAAAAAAGGUUUGGAAACCUAAAGACUGUGAGGAGAGAUUAAACUUUGUCUGUAUUAAGAAUUAAAUAAACUGUCUGAAAUAGAUAUUCUGAUAUAUGACACUUUUAUGUUAUGUUAAGAAUCUAAGCUGAACCUUUCCUUAUAUUUGUAUAAAACACAUUUACAUGACUUUUGCAGUCUUUAAUCCAUAAAAAUGUGGUCAUAGAUAAUGUUUUCAUAGCGUGCAUACUGUUGCAUGCAUUUUUGUGCAAAACUCAUUUUUGUGUAAAACUCAACUCGAGACUUCAGCCCUCAAAUUUACUUGAAAAACUUGAGUACAUAGCCUGACUUACACAAAUAAUAAGUGAUGUGUAUUAAUAAUUUAGGUAAAUGUAUCUUAAAUGUUCCAGCUCUUCCAAUAUUUUUCAUAAAAUCAAAUGCACUAAAAUUUGAGUUGGUUUAAACAACUAUUUGUAAUAUCAAUAUACGUGUUUAAUUACUUUAAUCAGUUAACUUCAAUGGUCUUGCUU